UGCAGAAUGGCUGUAGACUAAAGGCGUCCAGUAUAAGCGAGCAUAGUGGCUCAUUAUUCAUUCAAGGUCCCUGACUGAGAUCUAGCAAGGGGUUGUCUGGUCAUGAGGAUGAUGGACAUAGGUCUGAGGUGGCUAUGAUGGCUGCGAUGGCUGCAAUAGCCGCGACGGUAGCUUCAAUUGCAUCUUUGACAGACCUCGCACAUACACUCGUCUUGCUUGCCUUCGGGGCUGGGAUCAUAGCCAACGAGCAAGGUGUAGACGUGCGGAACGAAGGACUCGAUCGAACGGAACUCGAAGACAUCAUGUCCCUCGAUCAUCUUCUCUACGCGGAUGGUGGCCUCGCCCUCGACCAUCUUGUCGCGAUUAUGACCAACCCAGUUGUAGUCAGGUGGCAAGCCUCCGAAGAACUUGACACUUUCGCAGUUCAUUUUGUCCAGGACCUCGUAGUCCUCCUUGGCCUGAGCUUGUUCAAGGAAGUUGUUGAAUCUGUCUGUGAGAAGCUUGAGGAAUUUGUCGGUAUCCAGCUUGAAAUCGCCCUCACGGAGAAACUCCAGCGUGCGAUACGGUUUUGGUCACUGUUGAAGAGAGUGGUCAAGCGAUCGAGGGUAGGCCCAGCAGGCAUGAGAGUGUAGCCAGGUCUGUGACCAGCAGUGGCGGAGGUCCCAUUGCUGUGUGGAAGUCGGCUGAGAUCGAUCUGGACGCUUUGAGGUUGAGCCAUCUUCGUGCAGGGCGCAAGUCGGGUGCACUGUUUGUGGUGGUCCCUG
Aureobasidium subglaciale EXF-2481 is the source of this 764-nucleotide messenger RNA. RefSeq lists its product as uncharacterized. The transcript has 3 exons. The record is from RefSeq and is a predicted model, not a curated record. Bases 138 to 632 code for a protein of 164 amino acids. Lineage: Eukaryota; Fungi; Ascomycota; Dothideomycetes; Dothideales; Saccotheciaceae.